UAAAUAUUACAUUUAUUGAGUUCCGUGUGAUUCCGAGUAACUACGGAGUAAUAUGACGAACGUAUAUACAGCUAAAAUUGACAAGCAGUGAUGCAACAGUUAGUUCCCAAUUAAAAUUCGCAAAAUCCCCUAUAAUUGUGUUGUGUUAACUAACAAAACGUCUAGAAAAUGGACAGGAAGUAAACUUUUUACUGCUUAAAUUCAAUGAAAAUAAGUGUUCUUUCAAGGAAUAUGUGGACAAUAUUCCAAACAUUAUUGUUUCUCGAAGUGAAAAAUCUGUUAACGUAAAAUAAAGUGAGAUAAAUCCAUUUUUGAAAGUUGAAAACAAUGGAUCUCAUGGUGGGCGACGGUGGUGUUUACGCCGCCGAGAGAAUUACCAGAAAAAGAAUUCGAAAGGGCAUCGUCGAAUAUCUGGUAAAAUGGAAAGGCUGGAGUCAGAAGCACAAUACCUGGGAGCCCGAGGAAAAUAUCUUAGACAACCGCCUAAUUCAACUCUUCGAACAAAACCACAAGCCGGACGGCACGUUAAAACGAGGCCCCAAAAAGAAACAAACGGCCUCUGCCCCGGUAGCCGAGGACACCGAAGACGAAGGCCUGCGAAGCGGCGAAGAAAGCCAAGAUGAAGGAACGUCAGAAACCGCCACUACAAACACCAGCGGAAGUACAAAAGGAAAAGCCAAGCAAGAAACCACUCCUCGAGUCGAGGAUGAUGACACUCGGGCUGGUUCCGAAGAUACAUCAGAAGCUACUGUUCAACCUGUACCCGAAUCGGCUGAUAACGACAACUCGAACAGUUCGAGCAGCGAAGACCGGCGCCCCCUUCUCUCCCGAAUGGAAAUCGGAACCAAACGAAAGGCCGAAGUACUUUCUAAGGAAAGCGGUAAAAUCGGAGUUACUAUUACUACGAGCCCGACCAGUUCCAGUCCACCUCCCGCUAAGACUCCAAAGGUUUCGAAACAAUCUUCGGCAUCUCCGAGGACUGGGGAACGUAAGGGUUCGAAGGCCGCCGAUGAGAUUCCCGCAGCCGCAGCUCCCAUUUCGAACCCGGCUACUUCUCCCCGGACGAGUACCGAUAAAAAAUUGGCUUCGGUGGACGCUGCGUUGCCGCAAUCAUCCGUCAAAGAACCCGCUUCUCCUAAAUCGGUCACACACACGGACGAUAAACGACCUGACAAAAAAGUCGAUAUCAAAACCGAGAACGGUGUGUUAAACGAGAAGCCUGUGGCAGUUAACGGUCAUAACAACAAUACCGUGUCUAAUGAUACUGACAUAUCGGCUUUUAUAAGUCCCAAUUCGGAUUACUGGCUGACGAGGAAUCCUGUAGCUGAUCAGGUGUUCAUAACGGACGUUACGGUCAAUUUGAAAACCGUGACUAUUCGGGAGUGUAAGACUGAAAAAGGAUUCUUUAAGGAUCGAGACGAUAAGAGUCGUUCCAGUGAUAUAGUAUGAUUUAAUAAUUCAUUUUUUUUGUCUUUAAUUUCUUGUACUGUGGUAAGUGGAAUGCUGGUUGUGUGGUUUCGGGAAUAACUGGAUCAUUACAUUAUUUUCUAGUACAUAAUUUAAAAUGGUUCAUUAUUCUAAUUACAAUGAUCAAUGAUAGUUUUCUAGUCUUUACAAAAUUACGAUAAAACAAUAUUUAGUUGGUAAUACGGAAAGAAGAAAAUGAUCAGUUAUUCCAGAACUAAAUAAAAAUAUUUUACAGUGUCUUUAUGAAUUGUUGCACAAAGAUAAAGUAUUUUAAUAAUUACAUUCUUUAAUUCCGUAGAGAAUAUAGUUAAAUAUUAAGGAUUACUUAUAGCUUGGUAAAUUAAAAUUUUAUAGAUUGAAUACUAAUAUUAAAUCAUUAAGUCGGCGUAUGUUUGAAAUGAAAUGGCAGACAUACCUUUAUUUUUCUAAAUAGAUGUUAAAAUGCUUCCUACAUUCAUAAAUUAAAUAGUUUUAGAUUGCGUAUUUCACUUAUCAUAGUUGCUUAGUACUUUCAUUGGAUAUUUGCUAAAUGCUGGCCGUACAUUUGAAAGUUGUUGAUGUUGUACUUACUAUUAAUUUUUCUUCUACAUUUCUAAUUUCAUUUAAUUAUAUACAAUUAAUCGUGCUCUGUGUCGAUCUACAAACUGUUUUGGAUUAAUUUUGAUUUAUCGCGAUCCAAUGGUGGUACUAUUUGAAGUUUUGUCUGAUUGUGAAUCGUAUCAUUUCGAUUAGUAAUUAAAUUGAGUUAAGUAUCGUUUGUACAGGGUAGCUCGUUUAUUUUUAGAGCAGAUCAAUAGUGUUUAGUCAUAUGAUCUUUGCUGGUGUUUAUGUUGGUGGUGCUAAAACGUGAAAUUGGUAUUUUUUUCAUAGCUCCUGUAAUUGAAUAUUUUUUUUGAGGGAAAUCGUGCCAAGGCGUAAAUUUGACCAGUGUUUACUUUUUUUAAGGAGAUCAAAAUUAUGUAUUAAAUUUCUCUUGUACUUUUUAUUAAGUUUAUAGUAUGCCUAAUUGAUUAGUUCUUUUAUUAUUGUAUCAAUUUCUUUCGCUUAUUUAGUACUUUCACAUAUUUUUAACCGAUUAAAUGGCAAAGUAUACAUUUAUGAAUGAAAAUUUUUAUGAGAAACCAUCACGCUCUAAUUUAAUUUUCAUUACAUUUUUUAUGAAUCAUUCCACAGUUUAAUUAUUGUAUAUAUGUAAAUUCGAUUUUAACAUAGAAUGUACUAAAUUUUGUC
Phyllotreta striolata is the source of this 2697-nucleotide messenger RNA. The record is from the annotation of a GenBank genome assembly. Lineage: Eukaryota; Metazoa; Arthropoda; Insecta; Coleoptera; Chrysomelidae.